UGCGAGUGUUAAGUGUGUUUGUCGGAAGCGUGAAACGCGGCCGAACGAGAAAUCGAAGUCGGUGUGACUCGCGCUUUCCAAAGGACUCCUUGCCGUCGUGCCUCGCAGGCCCGACGUUACUUCUCCGACGGCUUCGCGCUCGUCCUCGCCGUAAACCAUCGUGCUGUGAAUCCACGGUCACAUUCGCCGCUCGUCACGUCGUCCUCGCCGGCUCGCUACGACCGCGCGCACGGGGCGUGAAAAUCAAUACGCUCACCCGCGGAGAGUGUGUAUGCUGCGCCGUGAAUAACGUUAACCUAAGCGGCGGCGUAACGUCGCCCUCGUCGUCCACGGCACGCCGCGAUCUUCAAAGUUCGACUUGUCCUCCCUGUUCCCUUCCCCUCCGCCCUGUUUCCCCCUGUUUCGCCGACUAGCCGGUUCGUCGCGUGCGAUGUUUCUUGCGCGGCCACGACGAGGACGAGGAGGACGAGGACGACGUCGACGUCGACGUCGAUGUCGAGAGCGAAGGCCGCUCUCUUCUCUCGUGCCCGAAAAUAAUUGCAAGCCUCGUUAUUUAUAGCGUAUGCGCGUCACUGCGGUCGCGCACAUUUCUCCUCGUGAGCGACGGAAAAAAACAUCGAGCGGAGAAGCGAGAACGAGAGAGAAUAAAAUAAAAAUAAAAAUAAAAAAAAAGUGGGAGACACAGUAUAGAGAUAGGGACGAGCACGAGAGCGAGCGAGCGAGCGAGAAAGCCGGAGAGAGUGCGAGGGAAAGAAAGAGAAAGAAGGAGGGAAUGAAAGAGCAAGCAAAAGCGCGCCGUGCAACGACCAUCGAAGAAUUAAAUAAAAACCCAGUAGAAGGGUUUUCUGCAGGCCUCAUAGACGACAAUGACAUAUAUCGGUGGGAAGUACUCAUUAUUGGACCUCCGGAUACAUUAUACGAAGGUGGUUUCUUCAAAGCACAUUUACAGUUUCCAAAAGAAUACCCACUUAGGCCACCAAGAAUGAAAUUUAUAACCGAAAUAUGGCAUCCAAAUAUCGACAAAAAUGGAGAUGUGUGUAUAUCUAUAUUACAUGAACCCGGUGAUGACAAAUGGGGAUAUGAGAAAGCUUCCGAGCGGUGGUUACCAGUUCACACAGUCGAAACUAUUCUGAUAAGUGUUAUUAGCAUGCUCGCAGAUCCUAAUGAUGAAAGCCCUGCUAAUGUGGAUGCCGCCAAAGAGUGGAGAGAAAGUUACACGGAAUUUAAGCGAAAGGUGGCGAGGUGCGUGAGAAAGAGCCAAGAGGAGUGUUUGUAGGGGAUGAACAAAUAUUCAAAUGGAAAGACUUAUUUAAUUCUGGGAAGCCGUAAGCACUGUAAGAAAGAUACCGACGCUCAGCAUAAAGCUAACGGAUAACAGUGCCACUAAAAACGGAAAAAGCCUGACCUAUCCUUAUGCAGAGAGAGAAAGAGAGAGAGCAAGACAGAGCGUGUGUACGAGAGAAAAACUCACACGCCGCUCUAUCAUGUUUAUUAAAUCGCCGCCACCAACGUACGAUCCGAAUCCAUCGAGAUGGAGAACAGAGAUACACACGCAAUUCACCUUUUACAUAAUAAACAGCUAAAAAAAAUUAAUUUACACGUAUACAUAAAAAUAUCAUCUCUGUAUGAUUAUUACCUUAAUAUUAAUAGUUCUUAUAAAAACUUAACUCUCCCCUGCCCCUCCUAUGCUCAAGAAUGAUCCUGAGCCCCUUUGGAAGAAACCUUGUAAUUUAAAAUAUGUUUACGUUUAUCUCAAUAAUAAUUCCUUAGUGUGUCGUUUCGUAUUUUCUUACUUUCAUAAAUAUAUAUAUGUAUAAAUAAAUUUUUUUAUAAAAUCGAAGACGGGACACAUGUAACAAUCUUGUAAAAUGUUUAUCGAGAAUGGACUACAUACGACAUGGUAUGACAUUGCGGUGAGAAUAAUUAAUGCCGUGCGUACACGCGGUAAAUGUAAAAUAUAUAUUAAAUUUUCAUCGAACCGUAAGUUGCCAAAAUAAUUAAUUCUAAUUC
Molecule: messenger RNA, 2010 nt
Organism: Trachymyrmex cornetzi
Lineage: Eukaryota; Metazoa; Arthropoda; Insecta; Hymenoptera; Formicidae
Gene: Ube2g1
Product: ubiquitin-conjugating enzyme E2G 1
Exons: 4
Coding region: 563-1276 (237 amino acids)
Source: RefSeq, a predicted model, not a curated record